GAAGUAUUUACAACAGGAAGUUGUCUAACUGGCUAACUAGCAGGCUAACUGAGCAGAGUGUUGAAAGCUGAACAGAAGAGUAACGUGUGAGCUGAGUUUCUCUGUGUCUGCGGGAUUUUCACAGGAGUCAUGAGUCUGCAGUGGACGGCGGUGGCCACCUUCUUGUAUGUUGAGGUCUUCUUUGUUCUGCUGCUCUGCAUCCCCUUCAUCUCACCCAAGCGGUGGAAUAAGAUCUUCAAGUCUCGGAUCAUCCAGACCAUCGCUCUCUAUGGAAACACGUCCUUCAUGGUGGCCAUCGCCAUCCUCGUCUUCCUGCUCAUCGAUGCUUUCCGUGAGGUGAGGAAGUAAAGCGUGACGGAGAAAGUAGAUCUGACCAACAACCCGACGGCCAUCGAACACAUCCACAUGAAACUGUUCAGAGCUCAGAGGAACGAGUACAUCGCCGGCUUCGCCCUGCUGCUCUGCCUGUUGCUGCGUCGUCUUGCCACGCUGCUCUCCCAGCAGGCCUCACUCAUGGCCUCCAACGAAGCCUUCAAGAAGCAGGCGGAGGGCGCCAGCAACGCCGCCAAGAAAUACAUGGACGAAAACGAGCUGCUGCAAGAGAAACUCCGUGAUGCUGGGGUCGACGUGCCGGAGGCCGGGAAGAAGGGAGCGGGGCCGCUGGAGGAGAACAAGAAUCUGAAGGAGGAAGUGAAGACCCUGAAGGUGGAGCUGGACACCACCAAGAAAGCUCUGCAGAAGUCGGACAGCGACGUUCGUGCGAUGAAGAAACAGGCGGAGAAUCUGACGGUGGAGUACGACCGACUGCUGGACGAACACAGCAAACUGCUGGCAACCAGCGACAAGAAAUCAGACUAAAAAGAACGAAGACGAUUUCCAGCUUCUCUCAUCUUCAUCCUCGACCGACAGUCUGCAGCUCCUGCGUCAGAGAUGUGAUGUCAUUUCCUGUUUGGACUACCUGACGACGGCGGGCUGUGAUUGGUUUAUUUCAUGUGGCAUAUAUAUAUAUAUAUAUAUAUAUAUAUAUAUAUAUAUAUAUAUAUAUAUAUAUAUAUAUAUAUAUAUA
Cottoperca gobio is the source of this 1066-nucleotide messenger RNA. RefSeq names its product B cell receptor associated protein 31 (gene bcap31). Lineage: Eukaryota; Metazoa; Chordata; Actinopteri; Perciformes; Bovichtidae. The record is from RefSeq and is a predicted model, not a curated record. Gene Ontology annotation, cellular component: endoplasmic reticulum membrane; endoplasmic reticulum. Gene Ontology annotation, biological process: endoplasmic reticulum to Golgi vesicle-mediated transport; intracellular protein transport.